Molecule: messenger RNA, 7315 nt
Organism: Amoebophrya sp. A120
Lineage: Eukaryota; Dinophyceae; Syndiniales; Amoebophryaceae
Source: the annotation of a GenBank genome assembly
GCUCAAGGCGAAGCGCUGCAUUUCAGUUUUAUUUGGUAGCAGGAGGAGGUGCGGGCAGCGGCAAUAUCAGCUACAACUUGGAGUUUUUUUUAUCUAGGAGGUUCUCCCUCGAAGUAGGUCUAAUGCAACCAGGCUACGAUUACGAAUACGAUUGACCGUCGCCUGCUUUCUCCUCCCCCGGAAGUAAAAUAUGAAACAAAUAAACAGGGAUCGGGUCGUUGGCACAAGAGAGAAAGGAUCUGUAGGUGGAUGCGCGAAAGAUGAACGCGACAGGCACAAAAAGCAAAAAUAUGAGGACAAUGCUACUCGUCACGAGAUCCAUCAGUGCCACAGAGUGAGUUGUAGGAGAAAAUGACCAUGCUGCCGGGGACUUUGCCAAGCAACAAGUCCCAGCUCCCGCCGGGAAGCGUCUGGACGAGUAUAUGAUACGCAUGCGAUGCUUCUUAUUUUCUGAUCAUGUACAUUUGAUUCAUUAACAAGAAGUAGUGCUAGUGGUGUAAUGCUAAUAUGGAGAAGAAACCUCCGCCUCCCUGUUCCUUUACCUCCCUCCUCGGCUGCAUCUUGUGUGAAUUUCAUCUAUUGCAUACACAUCCAAGCCGAUCAUGAAUCAAAAGGAUUCAUCUUUAUUUCGAUAAAACUUAAACUUUAACUACAGAAGGCGUAACGAUGGAGCGCACCACUGGAAAUCGAAGUGCGAGUGGAAAUUCGAGCGCUCCGCCAGGUAAUGCGUGGCCGAGCAAAGGAGUGGGUGCUACUGCUAGUACGUCCAGGAGUCCGAACAAAGCCAAAGCGGCGCAAGGGGGUCCUGCUGCCGCGGCCGGUAACUCUAGUACAGAGCCGCCUCUCGUCUCACCUCCCGAUGGAACUGUAGCCCGAGGACCCGAAGGGAGUGUAGCACCUGCACCGCCACCCCUUCCUAACGUGCUCCCGGCAACCGCAAGCGCAAGGCAGAAAAUCUCUAGCAAGGGCGAAGUUGUGAUGCCAGCAGGGCCGCCACCGGCGAUCGACCCCGCGAAAAUGUACUCUGGUCCUACCAGCAACACAAGCCGAGUGAAACCGCCACAAGGAGUAACAAGAGGCGGGGGCGGGACAAAAGGUGGAACAAAUGCAGCUGUAGUUGUAGCAAGUGGUAGUGGAGGAGAAAGGGGCGGCCCAAGUCCAAGUGUAAGUGGGCCAGCAAAGGGCGGCGGUUCUGGGCCUCCGGUUGUACUAGCAUCAUCUGGUGGAGCCAUCGCGUCCACCAGCUCCACUGCAGCUCCGAGUGGACCUGGACUGACGAGACCUGCAGUUCCCGGCGCCAGCGUGCCGAAUUUUGGCCCGCCACCUCAAUUUGCACCGCCCAUCACAGGGACGCUCGGUGGAGCGGCAGGCGGGGCACCAGGAGGUGUUCCCCCGCCUCAGUUGAAAAAUGGUGGAGCUUCCGUUGGCGGUGCUACGGCGCUCGUCAAUACUGCAACGUCGUCCAAGGUUUCGAGCGCGUCGAGCAUUCCACCGCCCCCACCCUAUUCAAAAACCAACUCAAAUGCCACUUCGGGAACCUACAAGAGCGUAGCGGAGAGUGCGAUGGAUCCUAACACUAACCCUACGACCACAACCACCGACGGAAGUCGGACCCUGACCCCCCCGCCAGCCCUUCCCCCGGCGCUCCCGCCACAACUACCGCCCGUAGUUGGAGGGGCCGCGGCCGCCACAAGUAGUACGUCGACAAGUCGAACGCACACGCACGGCACCACCAAGUCCAAGGAGUCCAGCCCGACCGGGGAGCUUUCCGCGAACGCCCCCGCCUUCAUUCCCCAGGCACAGCAGGCCCGGGUGGUGUCGAAGCCACUCACCGAAGCCGAUCAUGUUUUGAGCAAGGGGUCGUUUGUAGAUGCCGGCGCCGGGGGGGCACAACUCGCUUCGUCAAAUAUUAACCCAAAUUCGGCGGCGGUCGUCCCUGCCGCCCUAGUGCAGCAGCUGCAGCCGCCUCUCGGUGCAGGAGGGGCGCCGGGUGGCGGCCCCCCCGGUACCGAGCCGAUGAUCGGCGCCCUUACUGCGAGCAAGCUCAUCGGCGCCACUCCCGGAGGCGGGGCAGCCUCGACGGGUCGUCCUGCUGGAGGUGGUCCUCCUUCCGGAAUAAUGGCAGCAGCCCCUGGGCUGCAUCAUGCGUUGCAGCCCCCGCCAGGAAUCGGUGCAGGACCUGGAAGUGUAGUCCCUGGCGCACCGGGCAUCUUGCCCGUCGUGCCACCGGGUGUUGUUGCGGAGCAGCAGAUGCAGCAGCAGAUCUAUUUCGCAAUGCAGCAGCAGCAGCUCUCCGCAAUGGCAGUUGCGGAGCAGCAGCUUGCAGUGGCCCAAGCGCAGCAGGCACAGGUCCAGAUGGAAAUGGCCGCCACCGCGGCCGCAAUGCAUGGCCAAAUGUUGAAUGCCGUUGCCGCGGCGUCUAUGGUACUAUUUCUUUGUUUAGAAGUGCUAGUACAACUCGAUGUUUACUCUAUUCGAUUCUUUCUUCUUGAUAGAAGCCGGCACCAUGAUCAGUAUUAAUGUUCUUCAUCCGCUUCUAUCAUGCGACGAGGACGACGAAUUCAGACUAGAUUGAGAAACUGACUUCUUAAAUUUUAUUACAAGCAGGUGUCACCCCUUGACCCGAGUUCGUUCGGGGCCUUUGCCAACGCACCUCCGGCAGGCCACUUGCCAAACAAAGGGAUGAUGCACCACCCGCGCACAAGUAGUAGUUCUUCGUCCAGUUCCGCAGUGUCCAAUGGGGGGGCCUCCAACUCCAAGGGAGUCCAUGCGCACCUUCAACACCAGCACCACUACAGCAUCCAUAAGGGAGGGAGCGGUGGUGCCGACCUGGAUCGGAUGAUGGAGCCAGGCAGCAACUCGUCCGGUGGAGGUAGCUCCUCAUCUUACUAUCAGAAUAAGGCCGGUAGUGCGGGAAAUGGAAAGACAGGAUCUACAACUUCCGGCGGUGGACCGGCGUCAACCUCAACUGCAGUCGGUGGCAAGGCGGGCGGUGGUCCAGCAGCACCUCCCGGGAUACACAACCCGGUCGUUUCCUCCAGCAUGCGCAACAGUAGUUCAGCACCAUCGCAGAGUAGCGGCGGCUACGGUGGAAAAAAUUACCAAGGCAGUGGCCUUACAAGCGCAGGCGCUGGCACAAACGCGGGAGGUCAACAGCAGAACCAAAAGGGUUCUUGGGCUCCAGCAUCAUCCUCGUCCUCAAGUCCGCCUGAUGGACGCGCGCCGUACCGUAGCGGCAGCGGGGCUGGAGUAGCAACAGGAAGCAGCAGCAUCACCUCCUCCUCCUCCUCCACCGUAGGAGCGGGCGGCAAAAAAGGCCCCCUCCACAAUACAGCAGGAGCACCAAACGGCGGAGAUAAUUCUGCGGGGCCUCCGCCAUUCGGAGGCACAGCCUCCGGAUCGGUAAGCAGCAGCUCGACGCCGUCUGGAGGCGGCAAGAAAGGAGUCUUGACAGGCAAGAAAAUGGGCCCACCGGUGCGCAGUAGCAUCGCCUCGAGAACGAGUCAGGUAUAAAUUCAAAUGGCUCGUCUCUGAUGUUGAUGUGCAGUAGCAUUACGAGGUGAAGAUGAAACCAGCUGCACUACGCUGAUUUACGAUCUUCGAAACACGCGACGGGCGUAUGUUGACUAACAAUCUAUGAUCAUGAUGUAGCCCAGCGCCAGCAGUUACGGCCACAACUCUUCGGCAUCAGCGGGCGCAUCACGAUAGCGGCGAACUUCUGCUUUUACCGUCAUAAGAAAGAGAAUCAUCGUGCAGAGACAGAGCAAUCUUCUUCGGUUAAGCAUGAAAUUCAAAAAAAAAAAAACCAGGCCUCUGCUGACGUGCUGCCGGGAGGCGGAGCGCCAUCACCGGCUGGAGGAGGAGGAGCGACUGCGACGACUGAGGAUACGAUCCAGAUGAAAACAGCUCCGGACGGGGCGCCUGGAGGACAGCAAAUCGAUCGCUCCUCUUCCUACGCGAGCUACGAGCCGCAGCGCCCGGCGCGCCCUGACUUUAAUCCCGAAUCGCGCCUCCUUUCCUCCACCUCGGUGCCGCUGUCCGCUGGAGCUCCUACUAGUACAAGUGCCGCAACGGGGCCACCAGGCGUAGGCGACAACUACCAGCCUGUGGACGUCGAUGACCAGCUUCCACGAAGCGGUAGUGCGGGUAGCGGACGCAGUAGCAUCAACGUGGAAUUGCAGACGGGCAUGACAUAAGCGUUGCAAAAAAUCUGUCUGGGUCUAUCUCUAGGACGAGAGGCGGGCUUGAUGUAUCACACAGAAGGCUCCGGCUUGUCGUUCUCCAUGCCUAGUAGGCAUGGGGAACGACUACAAGCGGAAGCCUCCGCAGAAUUUGUCAUGCUCCGCGACGCUUUUAUUUUAGAUAUGCUUUUAUAAGAUGCACAUCCACAUGUUGAUCCAAAUCGAAAUUAUGUAUUCUAGGCCUUCAUGAUCCACGUUGCAGGUGCAAAAUAAACUGCUUGGCCACAUCUAUCUUCAAGAAGUGUCAGUCUGCUUUAUUCAUCCUCCGAACCCAGAUCGAUUAUAUUUCAGUUUGAUACGACAGCGCCCGUUGACUGGGUAGCGUCCUCACCCGCUCCGUCGCCGUCCGGGUCUUCCUCCAUCGUGGUGAACGGUGUGAACGAUCUGCUCGCGUGUCCCUUCGUGGAAAAAGGCAUGGAAGACGACAAGCGAUGGCUAGACGGUAUCGAAUAUUCUCUAGUCGGGCCCGUCAACGCGGACGAUCUCGAUCGCUACCCACGGAUUGAGAACUGGCUGCUUAAUCAGAAGGUAAGACGUGGGACUACGAUCUACGAUAGUACGUGCUGUCCAGACGUAGUUCUUGUACAAGAAUGGAAAACUACUACAUCGAUUGAUUCUCCUGUUAAGUGUUCGUACUGCAGCUCCUCGUCGUCCAUGACGUUGAUGUCUGAGCUGGACAUCACAGACAUUGAUUGCCUUUUGUUAUCGAAGCGCUCCUGGUGGAAGUAGGCUAAGAUGAUCGCGCGACGUGCAAGAAUGCGUCAUCAAAUCAAAACAAAACUGUAAUAUGUACUAGGUUCUGGGCUUGGACAUGAAGCACAAUCCAGAUACGAGCGAUGACUACCCGUACGCGGCCCUGCUGGUCUUUGCUGCGCAGGCGAACGUAACCACUGGCGAACCCGUAUCAACAAGAAAAUGAGCCUUCUUCACCCCUGACACGAAUCAACUUCAUCAUGCUGAGCGAUCAAAGUUUAUUCUAAGGAAUUCUCUAGUAGCUCUACUAGUUCUAGUACACAAGUGAAGCUGAUUUCGUCCAUAUUCGUUCUUGCUGCCUGUGCCUGGUCUGUAAUUGCGAUGACUCGGAGCUGCACGGGCAGCUUAUAUGUCAACAUUAUGGUUUCACAGCUGGGAGUUAGAGUUUGCUUUUCAGUAAAUCAAUGCGCAGUUGGCGUCUGGAGGUAUGCUCAUGAUCAUGGACGAGGACGACAAAGUUGAUUAUCUCUAAAAGUUGAAGUUGUUCUUGUAGGGGGAGGGGAUUUUUUUCACACAAUAGCGAGCAAAAGUGCUGCUGCUCCGCACACACAGCAUGCGGACAAGCCAGCUGCCCGACUCUGUCGUUCAGGUAUUCGAGCAAUGCAAAGACUACUAACUUUUUAAGGGCAGCACCGCCUUCGCUCUUUGAUUUGAUGUUGAUGAUGAUGUUUCAUAUCAAUCUAAUCGAUGUGGUACUGGAAGUGGUUGUAUUUUGAUGAAAUUAUUAGUAACAGAAUGCUAAUCACACCCAGGUGCUCAUGUCCCGAACGAUAAUAAAGGCCUUGGUCGGUGGAAUAGCGCAGCACCUCUCCAGGAUGCAAAAAAGCUUUGGGGUCGGUCUUGCUGGUCUAAAGGAUCCGGCAGAAAUUGCACGCGAGUAUCAGCCUCAGGGAGGAGAUAUGCACCGCAGUUGUGUCAGUGGCUUGGUCGGGAAAAUAAGUGCACUUAGCUUGUCAUGCAGUUGCUUUUUCCUCACGCAGGCACAGAAGGCCUGGAAACCAACAAACAUAAAGGGUUGCGGGCUUGCCCCCGGUUGCGCUGGCUUCUCGAUGCAUUUCCCUCGUCAGGAGCCAUCCCUUCUUUCUGUAAAUAUAAAGCUAAAGGUGUCUACUACUGCCGGUGGGUACUGUGGGUGUUAGUUUUUGCAAGGCCAAUGUGUUUUUCCCGACCAAGGAAAUGAAGUGUUUCCAAUUUAUAAGAGAGCUUACUCUGCGGCAACUAUGUAAGGUCUUCGGUUUUCCUUGCAUGACCGACAAACGUAUCGCAAACACAUCCGACUGGGAAAAAGGGCGACUCUCGUAUUGGAGCUUAACUUCGUGUUUAUUUUUGAUGCCGCUAGAUUUGAAUCCGAUGAAUCAUCCUGCACCAGCGGCCUCUCCUACAUUGCUUUGGAAUUUCUAUUUCGUGUGGCAACAUAAUUGGAUGAUACAGUGAUAGUUUAGAUAUCUUUUAUUCCUACAUGUGCAUUUGCGUAAGCCAUGACCUCGACGCUCCAAAUAAUUGAAAUUGUCCAUACAACAGAGCCGCACAGAUCAGAUGUGCCGCAGACGACGGCUGGUUUAGCUUGCAGUCGUGGCUAAAGCUGGAAGAAUUACGCCGAAACCGGCACGCGGAUGACGCGCGACGCAUGAAUGCCAAGGGUUUGCAAACUACGAAAAGGAACAAAAAAUGCUCGUGUCCGUGACAGUAGCAGUACCAGCAUUUUUCCCAUGCUCCACUGCGCUUCUUUCCGCCGCCCUAAGGUCCUUUCAUAGAGGUAAAGGUAUUUUUGGAUCAUGAGUGCAUAGAACCUUAGGUUUGUCGCUUUUUGCAGCCUCUGUCUUUGUGGAAAUCCGAGGACAACAGCAUGGUCAUGGUGAUGGUGCCAGCAAACGCAAGCUCCUAUUCUUGCAAGUAGUUACGACACCACCACAGUUAGAUGUGAAUAGUAAGUUGUACAUUGAUGCCGCGAUCGCGGAGGCAUAAUCUCGUUCGGGAGAAUGAAGAAUGCGACAAGGCAUCAAUAAGUUUAAGUCAGUAAAUAAAGAACUUGUUGUAUUUGCAUUAGGUUUAUGCUGCUGGAUCUUCUGGCUCAUCAAUUUACGAAAGAAGUGAAACUCAGCGUGGGACGACCGAGGACUGAGACGGACACGGGGGGGAAAGUUUUGCUUUUGAUACCGGAUUCGUUGCGUCACCUUCCACAAAGUCCGCAGCAUAACCCGGCAAACAAAGGCGGCGCUCCUCCAGGAGCGCGGCGCCCGUCGUGGAAUAUGACAGGCACGGGUGCUGAGCCAAUGUCGCAUCAAGGAAUUGAACCGCCACAGUUCCAGCUCGACAGGUAA